CCCGCCCAGGGCCGCCUGCGCUCGCCAGCGCCCGGCCGCAGCAGCGGGGCCAGUGCGGCGCGGGGGGCGGGGAUUGUUUACGUCUCGUUCCGGAGCCGAAAGUAGGUCACGGCCGCCCGGCGGAGCGCGGCGGCGACGGCAGAUCCUGUCCGCCAUGGCGAGGCGCCCUCGCAGCAGCACAGCUUGGCAUUUCGUCUUGAGUGCUGCCCGCCGAGAUGUGGAAACCCGUGCUGUGGCUCUGGCAGGGAGCGCAAACUGGGGCUACGACUCUGAUGGGCAGCACAGUGACUCCGACUCGGACCCCGAGUCCUCGGCCCCGCCGCCACCCAUCCCCAGUGCUGUGCCUGUGACCGGGGAGUCCUUCUGUGACUGUGACAGUCCAAGCGAGGCCUCUUUCUGCAACAGCCUGCACGCAGCGCACCGGGGCAAGGACUGCCGCUGUGGCGAGGAGGAUGAGCAUUUUGACUGGGUGUGGGAUGACCUGAAUAAGUCCUCGGCCACCCUGCUGAGCUGUGACAACCGCAAGGUCAACUUCCACACGGAGUACAGCUGUGGUACGGCGGCCAUCCGGGGCACCAAGGAGCUGGGGGAGGGCCAGCACUUCUGGGAGAUCAAGAUGACCUCUCCCGUCUACGGCACCGACAUGAUGGUGGGCAUUGGGACGUCAGACGUGGACUUGGACAAGUAUCACCACACGUUCUGCAGCCUGCUGGGCAGGGAUGAGGACAGCUGGGGCCUCUCCUACACAGGGCUCCUCCACCACAAGGGCGACAAGAUGAGCUUCUCGUCGAGAUUUGGGCAGGGCUCCAUCAUCGGUGUGCACCUGGACACCUGGCACGGCACCCUGACCUUCUUCAAGAACAGGAAGUGCAUAGGCGUGGCGGCCACCCAGCUGCAGAACAGGAAGUUCUACCCGAUGGUUUGCUCCACGGCGGCCAAGAGCAGCAUGAAGGUGAUCCGCUCGUGCGCCAGCGUCACGUCCCUGCAGUUCCUGUGCUGCUACCGCCUGCGCCAGCUGCGGCCCGACUCCGGGGACACGCUGGAGGGGCUGCCGCUGCCGCCCGGCCUCAAGCAGGUGCUGCGCCACAAGCUGGGCUGGGUCCUGAGCAUGAGCUGCGGCCGCCACAAAGCCCCCACACCCUCACCCAAGGCCAAGGCCGAUCCCAGUGGCUCCGAGACCCGGCGCUGCCAGAGGAAGCGCUGCCGACGGACCUAACUCAUUUUCCAACGAAAACUGCUUUUCCAGGCCAAGGUGGCAUGUCCUCUUGGCGCCCCCUUUGGGCCACGUUCCAGGGCAGCAGGCAAGGGCAGAGCCGAGGUGCGUCGCCCCCAGCCGUCCCUGCUGCCUGAGGCUGGGAUGGGCCCUGUGAUCCUGAGAGCAGGACUGUCCAAGGGCACCUGCUUCCUGCGCCGGGUGUGGGGGACACGGUCACAGGCAGCGCCGUGGCUGCCACCAACGUGGGCUCUUUCUUAACUUGCUUUUGCAUGCUGUCAGCUGCGGCGCCUCCUGUCCGAGGUGGAAACGACCCUAAUAAACCUGGCGUUUGUGUAACGCC
This is a messenger RNA of Suricata suricatta (meerkat), 1556 nucleotides long. RefSeq names its product splA/ryanodine receptor domain and SOCS box containing 3 (gene SPSB3). Bases 155 to 1216 code for a protein of 353 amino acids. Gene Ontology annotation, biological process: proteasome-mediated ubiquitin-dependent protein catabolic process. The transcript has 7 exons. Gene Ontology annotation, cellular component: SCF ubiquitin ligase complex. The record is from RefSeq and is a predicted model, not a curated record. Gene Ontology annotation, molecular function: protein binding. NCBI's taxonomy places the organism in Eukaryota, Metazoa, Chordata, Mammalia, Carnivora, Herpestidae.